Molecule: messenger RNA, 1722 nt
Organism: Diaporthe citri
Lineage: Eukaryota; Fungi; Ascomycota; Sordariomycetes; Diaporthales; Diaporthaceae
Exons: 3
Coding region: 1-1722 (573 amino acids)
Biological process (GO): carbohydrate transport; transmembrane transport
Cellular component (GO): membrane
Molecular function (GO): carbohydrate:proton symporter activity
Source: RefSeq, a predicted model, not a curated record
AUGGCGAACCAGGGAAAAGAAGAUGUGGCUCCUGCUGAGCACACGUCAGCAAACGGCAAGUCCAUGAUCGACGACGCAGCCGACGUAGCACACCAGGAGUCCGCCUACAAGACGGAGACGGCCGCCGUCGUCGUAGAACCCUAUGGGCCCUCCGGCUUCCGGGGCAUCUUCGCGACGCGCUAUGUCACCCUCUGCGCCGCCUUCUCCGCCAUUGGCGGCUUCCUCUUUGGCUACGACCAGGGCGUCAUCUCGGUGACGCUCACCAUGGACUCGUUCCUCGACAGGUUCCCCGACGUCUCGGACCAUGCGGCCGGCGCCGGGUUCAAGAAGGGCCUCAUGACGGCCAUGAUUACCCUUGGCGCCCUCAUUGGCGCCCUGAACAUGGGCUGGGUCGCGGACUGGCUGUCGAGGAAGCGGUCCAUCAUGGUGGCUGUGGUCAUAUUCUGUAUUGGCUCCGCACUCCAGACUUCUGCUGUUGAUUAUGGCAUGCUGGUUGGUGGCAGGUUUAUAGGAGGAUUGGGCAUUGGAAUGCUCUCGAUGGUGGUGCCAGUUUACAUCUCCGAAAUCUCCCCGCCAGAAAUCCGUGGCUCCCUGCUUGUGUUUGAAGAGCUCUCGAUCGUCUUCGGCAUCGUGGUGGCGUUUUGGAUCACAUACGGCACGCGCACCAUCCCGAACCACUGGUCGUGGCAGCUGCCAUUCCUGCUACAAAUACUUCCCGGAAUCCUGCUUGGCUUCGGCGCCAUCCUGCUCCCGUACUCGCCCAGGUGGCUUGCCUCCAAUGGACACGAGGACGCGGCGUUGCGGUCACUCGCAAAGCUCCGCGCUCUCCCUGACACGGACCACCGCGUCCGGCGGGAGUGGAUGGACAUCCUGGCCGAGGCGAGGUUCCAAAAGGCCGUCAUGGCCGAACGACACCCAACGCUCGCCGGGAGCAGCGACAAGACCAGCCUCAUCAAGCUUGAGAUCGUCUCUUGGACCGACUGCCUCCGCGCCGGGUGCAUUCGCCGGACUCACGUUGGCGCUGGCCUCAUGUUCUUCCAGCAGAUGGUCGGAAUCAACGCCUUGAUUUACUACAGCCCGUCGUUGUUUGCAACCAUGGGUCUCAACAUCGACAUGCAGCUCAUCAUGUCCGGGGUGCUAAACAUCUCGCAGCUGGUUGGCGUCGUCAGUAGUCUGUGGACCAUGGACCGUUUCGGGCGGCGGAAGAUCCUGCUGGUUGGAAGCGCUUGCAUGUUCUUCGCACACUUCAUAAUUGCUAUCCUCGUGGGCAAGUUCUCGUACGACUGGACAAAGCAUGUCACCGAGGGCUGGGUUAGCGUCGCAUUCCUGCUGGCCUAUAUGAUAGCAUUCGGUGCUAGUUGGGGACCGGUUCCAUGGGCUAUGCCAUCUGAGGUUUUCCCAUCUUCACUUCGCGCGAAGGGUGUCGCCAUCUCCACCUGCAACAACUGGCUCUGGAACUUCAUCAUCGGCCUCAUCACGCCGCCGCUUGUGCAGGAGACGGGAUUCGGCGCGUACGUCUUCUUCGCAGUCUUCUGCCUGCUGAGCUGUCUGUGGACUUGGUUCUGCGUCCCCGAGACGAACGGCAAGACGCUCGAGGAGAUGGACGAAGUGUUCAAUGACCGCGCGGGCACGGCUGAUGCGGCAGUGAAAGCACGUAUCUUCCAGGAAGUCUCGCAGCAGCAUCAGACAACAGACGUCACCACGUCUGCGUCACUUACUUAG